AUGGCACCAAAGAAGGAUGUGAAGAAACCUGCUGCUGCUGCUGCCGCCCCAGCCCCAGCCCCAGCACCUGCACCUGCACCUGCCCCAGCCAAACCCAAAGAAGAAAAAAUUGACCUCUCUGCCAUUAAGAUCGAGUUCUCUAAGGAACAGCAGGAUGAAUUCAAGGAGGCGUUCCUCCUGUUUGACAGAACAGGUGAAUGUAAGAUCACCUUAAGCCAGGUCGGCGAUGUCCUUCGAGCUCUGGGCACAAAUCCCACCAAUGCGGAAGUCAAGAAGGUGCUGGGAAAUCCCAGCAAUGAAGAGAUGAAUGCCAAGAAAAUUGAGUUUGAACAAUUUCUGCCCAUGAUGCAAGCUAUUUCCAACAACAAGGACCAGGGCACUUAUGAAGACUUUGUUGAGGGUCUGCGUGUCUUUGACAAGGAGGGCAACGGCACAGUCAUGGGUGCUGAACUCCGCCAUGUUUUAGCCACAUUGGGUGAAAAAAUGAAAGAGGAGGAAGUGGAAGCCCUGAUGGCGGGUCAGGAAGACUCCAAUGGCUGCAUCAACUAUGAAGCUUUUGUCAAACAUAUCAUGUCCAAUUAAAUGGAGCUCUCAAGAUCAAGGAUUGUUUACAAAGACUGGCUGGAAACUUCUUGCAAUAACAC
Molecule: messenger RNA, 644 nt
Organism: Callorhinus ursinus (northern fur seal)
Lineage: Eukaryota; Metazoa; Chordata; Mammalia; Carnivora; Otariidae
Gene: MYL1
Product: myosin light chain 1
Cellular component (GO): contractile muscle fiber; myosin II complex
Molecular function (GO): calcium ion binding
Source: RefSeq, a predicted model, not a curated record